CCCGGGGCUGCGGGGCGGAAGUAAUUUCUUGGCCGCGGAAGUGGUUGCUACUGCGGGGGCAAGAUGGUGGCGCCCAGCGGGAGCUAGACCAGGGACUGUUGUGUGGCUCCUGCGUGGGAAUGAGAGGAGAACCCCAAGGCUUGGAAUAGAUCUCAGGUGGCAGGACUCUGCAGAUACAAAAUGUUGUCAAGGCCAAAACCAGGAGAGUCCGAGGUGGACUUGUUGCGAUUCCAGAAUCAGUUCCUUUCUUCAGGGGCCACCCCAGCUGUACGAAUAGUGAAGAAGGUAAAGAAGGAGUGGCCGGCUGGUGAGGAGCUGCCUGUUCUGCAGGAUCAGCGGGAUGUGGUGACCUUAGACAAGCUUCCAGAUUUACCCCCUACUCUAGUCCCUGCUCCCCCAAAGAGGGCCAGACCCAGUCCGAACUUUACACUCCCUGAGGAACAGGACCCUGAAGAGAGACUCGAUCAGCAUGACCAGCAUAUCACAGCUAUCUUCACUAAAAUAAUUGAACAUGAUACCAGUGCGAUGACUGUGACCAUGCCCCUUCCCAGUGGAGUGGCUUUUCCCCGUGUUUUCCAUCGCUCACAGAAGGGCCCCCAGGGGAAAACAGCAACAUCUGGAAAGAGAAGCAUCUUUGCCCAGGAGAUUGAAGCAAGGAGAAAUGCUGAGGCAAACAGCACACCCCCAGGGAUGACCGUGCCUACCCAGGGCCAACAGGAAGGAUCUCUGACAUCUGAGGCACUGGGACUCAGGGAGCAGGGCUUGUGUGUUCCAGAGACUGGCAAGAGCUCCCAGGGGCUCCAGCUCAUCACUGGGGAGGGCCUCCAGAGUGAAGAUGCCAGGCGUGAGGUCCAGACCAUCCAUGAGGAGAACUUGGCAAAGCUGCAUGCCUUGGGCCCAGAGGAGAUCCUUCAGGAACAACAGAGGCUGCUGGCCCAGCUAGAUCCCAGCUUGGUUGCUUUCCUGAAGUCUCGACAUGGCACCAAUGGUCAGACGGGAGUGGAAAGUAUGGAAGAACAGAAUUCUGGGACUGUUGUUCAUGAAACGCCCAAAGAGGAGCCAGUGGGGCCACCACCUCCCAGUGGGUACAAGAGGAAACAGCCAGAGCCGGCCGCCUCAGCUCCAGAAUUGCCUGUGACCCCUCACAAGGAGUGGCUUCACAUGGGCACCGUGGAGUUGGAAAAGCUUCAGUGGACCCAGGACCUGCCCCAGCUCCGGCGGCAGAAAACCCAGGAGGGGAUGCAGCAGGCACGUUUUGGUCUCCAGGGAGAGCUUCUGGCCCCUGAUGUCGACCUGCCCACUCAUCUAGGCCUGCAUCAUCACGGCGAGGAGGCAGAGAGAGCAGGAUACUCCCUUCAAGAGCUAUUCCAUCUGGCCCGGAGCCAGAUCUCCCAGCAGAGAGCGCUGGCCCUGCAGGUGUUGGCCCGAAUCAUCUCUAAAGCCCAGGCAGGUGAAUUUGGGAGCCAGCUGACAGACAGUGUCCUGCGCCUUCUCUUGGAUGCUGGUUUCCUCUUCCUGCUGCGUUUUUCACUGGAUGACAGUGUGGACAGUGUUAUUGCAGCCGCUGUGUGGGCCCUGCGUGCCCUAUUAGUGGCUCCUGGAGACGAGGAACUCCUGGACCGCACCUUCUCCUGGUAUCAGGGAGCAGCUGUUUUCCCCUUGAUGCCAUCCCAAGAAGAAGAAGAAGAGGAGGAUGAAGAAACCCUGGCAGAAAAAGCAAGAAAGAAGAACCCCCAAGAGACCCGGCCCCCACCAGACUUAGCCCGACACGAUGUUAUCAAGGGUCUCCUGGCUACUCAGCUGCUGCCUAGACUUCGAUACCUACUCGAGGUGACCUGCCCUUCCCCCACUGUGGUCCAGGACAUUCUUGCUGUGCUGAUCCGAGUGGCACGGCACUCUCUAGAGUCAGCCACAAAGGUCCUAGAGUGCCCUCGGCUGAUAGACACCCUGGUUCGAGAGUUCUUGCCUUCUAGCUGGUCACCUGUGGGGGAAGGACCAAUUUCCCGCCUACACGGUGUGCCCUGUGCUGCGGCCAUGAAGCUGCUUCGUGUCCUGGCAUCAGCUGGCAGGAAUAUUUCUGCCCGUCUGAUGAGUGGUUUUGAUCUUCGAAGUCGCCUGUGUCGAUUUGUGUCUGAGGCCCCUCAGGAAUUGGCCAUGCCCAUCCAGGAGGCUGAGCAACUGAACACAGAGUCCUUUAGGCUCUGGGCAGUAGCCGCUACCUAUGGCCAAGGUGGAGACCUUUACAGAGAGCUCUAUCCGGUGCUGAUUCAGGCUCUGCAGGGCCUGCCCCAGGAGUUGAGCAUCCGGCCCCACAGCCCGCUUGCCAUGCAGCGAAUCUCAGCCUUAAUCACCCUGCUAGCCCACUUGACCCAGGCAUCAAGCAGCAGCAACGUGGAGCUCCCUGCACCAGCCAGCCCUUACCCUGUGGAGUCCAACCAGUCACCUGUCCCUCCCUCCAUCACUUGGGUGCAAGUGUCUGGGCUGCGCCCUCUUAUAGAACCAAUUCUCAGGCAAGUCUUGAAGGAGUUGCCCCAAACUGACACCUGGAGGGCCCUGGCCCCACUGCCCACUGCCUGCCUGCUCUACCUAGCAGCCCACUAUCAGGCCUGGAGCCAGCAGCCAAAGCUGUGCCCUGGAGAAUGUCUUCAGGAUGUGGAGCGACUUUCAGAGGAGUUGGUAUUGCCCCUGCUGAGUCAGCCCACCUUUCAGGGCCUGUGGGAUUCUCUCAGGCACUGCUCUCCCCUCUGCAAUCCACUGUCCUGUGCCCCAGCUCCAGAGUUCAUCCCUAACCUCAUCUCACUGGGGUGUGUGGGAGGCUGUCCCCCACUCAGUCUGGCUGGAUCAUCUUCAUCCUUCCCUUUCCUCACCUCCCUUCUCUCUCUUCUCAACACCCUGGCCCGAAUUCACAAGGGGCUCUGUGGCCAGUUUGCUUCAGUGUUGGGUGCCCCCGGGCUCCAAGAUUACUUGCGUCAUUGUGGAGCACCCUCUCGUGUCCCCCGACUCACCCCGUUCUUUGCAUGGGCUCUGAGACAUGAAUACCACCUACAAUACCUGGUGCUCACACUGGCACAGAGAACGGCUGGACUCAGGACAGAGCCGACCCCAGAUGCUGUUCUCUAUCACACUGUGGCACUGAACCUUCUGAGUCACCUGCUGCCGGGCAGUGAGUACCUGGCCCAUGAACUGUUGUUGGGCUCUGUCUUCCGGCCAGAAUUUCUCCCGGAAGGAGCUUCAGGGGGCCCUGAGGCAGCUGACUUUUCUGACAAGCUGAACCUGGGAAGUGGCAGGAGCCCUGCAUCAGGACGAGGGGCCCUGCUGGCAGAAGCAUGCCGAGACCUCCCCAGCAUUCGUGGCUGCUACCUGGCACAUUGCACCCUGCCCCGCCCCGCCCUGCUGCAUUCCCAGGCCCUGUACCAGGGAGAACCCCUUCACAUUCCUUCCCUGCUCCUCCCUGUGCCAAAGGAGCCACUGCUGCCUGUGGACUGGCCCUUCCUCCCUCUUAUUCACCUCUACCACCAGGCCUCAGGCCCUACCUCCGAGGCCCUGCACCUCUGCUCCUUGGGCACGGUCACCCGGGCCCUGCAGUGGGUGCUGGUCCUGGAGAGCUGGCGCCCUUCCAGCCUGCGGGCGGUGCUUCCUGCUGCCCGUCUAGCUAGGCUCAUGUGUGUAUUCCUGAUGGACAGUGACCUGUUCCGUGAAGCCCCCAUCCAGCAGGUCAUCACAGCCCUGCUUGCCCAGCUCUGCCAGCCCCAGGCACUGUCUCUCCUGAAACUGGACUGUCCUUUGCCUGGCCUGGCCUCCUUCCCGGACCUCUACAGCAGCUUCCUGGAGCACUUUGAAGCCGUCUCCUUUGGGGACCCUCUCUUUGGCGCACUGGUUCUGCUUCCCUUGCAGCGCCAACACAGCGUCACCUUACGCCUCUCCCUUUUCGGGGAACACGUGGGAGCCCUUCGAGCCCUUGGAUUGCCCCUUGCCCAGUUGCCCGUGUCCCUGGAAAACUACACAGCACCCCCUGAAGACAACCUAGAGCUCCUGAAACUCUAUUUCCAAGCACUGGUGACAGGGGCUCUGUGCCCUCAGUGGUGUCCAGUGCUCUAUGCUGUGGCUGUGGCGCACGUCAAUAGCUUCAUCUUCUCCCAGGACCCAAAGAGCUCUGGUGUGAUGGGAGCCGCCAGCAAGUGGAUGCUUCAGAAGACUUGGCUCCUGGCCAAUGAGAGUCUUAAGCAGCACCUUCUUUACUACAAGCUUCCCAAUGUGGCCCUGCCUGAGGGCUUUGAACUGUACCCUCAGUUGCCCCCCUUGCGAAAAAACCGCCUCCAGGACGUAACCGACAGACUACUCAAGGAUGGGGGUUUAGGGUCGUAAUGCCCCUGGAUGGACAGAUGACUGUGUGUGUUCUCCCGGGGGCCCAAAGAGGGAUCCACUGUCCUAAGUAUGUACAGAUGUCCUUGAUGUCCUCGGGAGAUGCCACUCCAAGAGUCAGUCGGACAGAACAGCUUAUCCUGCAGAGACAAGAGCAGAAGGGAGGGCCCAGUGGACCUUUGCACUUCACUCCUUUCUAUGGAGACCGAGGACGGCCGCCCUGGGGCAGCGCCAGGGACUAGGCAGGCCUGGCUGCCCUUCCUCAAAGGCCAAGGUCAAAUAGUUCAGUGGCUGUGUAUAUGCGCUGAAAUAAAAUUUUCUUCCUUUA
Dromiciops gliroides (monito del monte) is the source of this 4690-nucleotide messenger RNA. It is a transcript of the gene RPAP1, whose product is annotated as RNA polymerase II associated protein 1. Gene Ontology annotation, cellular component: nucleus. Bases 181 to 4365 code for a protein of 1394 amino acids. NCBI's taxonomy places the organism in Eukaryota, Metazoa, Chordata, Mammalia, Microbiotheria, Microbiotheriidae. The record is from RefSeq and is a predicted model, not a curated record. The transcript is spliced from 25 exons. Gene Ontology annotation, biological process: transcription by RNA polymerase II.